Molecule: messenger RNA, 903 nt
Organism: Marmota flaviventris (yellow-bellied marmot)
Lineage: Eukaryota; Metazoa; Chordata; Mammalia; Rodentia; Sciuridae
Product: vomeronasal type-1 receptor 2-like
Biological process (GO): G protein-coupled receptor signaling pathway
Cellular component (GO): membrane
Molecular function (GO): pheromone receptor activity
Source: RefSeq, a predicted model, not a curated record
AUGACCUCCAAGGUUUUGAGAUUUGGAAUAGUCUUCCUUUUGCAGAUUUUCAUUGGAACUCUGGGGAAUUUUUCACUCUUGUUUUAUCAUGUCUUCCUUCACUUCAGUGGAUUCAGAUCAAGGCCCACAGACUUGAUUCUCAGGCACCUGACUGUGGCCAACUCCUUGGUCCUUCUCUCAAGAGGAAUCCCAGAGAUCAUGGCAGCUUUUGGGUUGCGAAGUUUCCUCGGUGAUAUUGGAUGCAAGCUUGUUUUCUCUGUUCACAGAGUGUCCAGAGGUGUGUCUGUUACCACCACCUGCCUGUUGAGUAUCUUUCAGUACAUCACCAUCAGCCCCAGGAACUCCAGGUGGGCAGAGCAUAGAGUGAAAGCCCAGAAGUCUAUUGACUUGUUUAAUUUCCUCUGCUGGGUCCUACACAUGCUGCUAAAUAUCAGAACUCCUAUGCUUAUGACUGACAGAUGGAGCAACAGCAACCUCAGCACAGGUAUAGAUUUUCUAUACUGUUCUGCUGUGCUCCGCGACAGAGAUGCAAACUCAGUAUUUGCAGCAUUGACUUUCUCACAUGACGUUUUGUGUUUGGAACUCAUGAUCUGGGCCAGUGGCUCCAUGGUUCUCAUUCUGAACAGGCACAUGCAACGUGUCCACCAUAUUCAUAGAUACCAAGUGUCAUCAAGAUCUACUGCUGAGACCCGCGCUACACGAAGCAUCCUUGUCCUGGCGAGUGCCUUCAUUUUCUCCUAUGCCCUGUCCUCCAUUAUUCAUGUUUGCUUUUCUGAGUUUGGUACAACUGCGUGGUGGCUGGUGAGCACCUCUGCCUUAGUCAAUGGGUGCUUCCCCACAGCCAGCCCCUUCAUCCUCAUGGGUCGCGAACGCUGCGUAUCCCACCUCACCUGGAGGAAAUAA